Lycium ferocissimum is the source of this 921-nucleotide messenger RNA. RefSeq lists its product as uncharacterized. Gene Ontology annotation, cellular component: mitochondrion. Gene Ontology annotation, molecular function: 2 iron, 2 sulfur cluster binding. The transcript has 2 exons. The record is from RefSeq and is a predicted model, not a curated record. Bases 106 to 585 code for a protein of 159 amino acids. Gene Ontology annotation, biological process: P450-containing electron transport chain. NCBI's taxonomy places the organism in Eukaryota, Viridiplantae, Streptophyta, Magnoliopsida, Solanales, Solanaceae.
GAAAAAGGAAGAAAACGUUUAAUAGCUUUCUUCUUCAUAAUAUAUUACCGGAGAGUCGAGGGCACUCAUUUCCCCCAGAAUUACUGUUUUUGCCUACUUUGGAAGAUGGCUGUCGCUAAUCUGCAGAGAUUCGCUUCCCGUAUCGCACGAAACCCUUCAAUUUUCUCAAUAACCCGAUCUUCCGCCACGUCAUCCUCAUCUCCAACCCGCACCGGAUCCGCCAAAGUCUCGGAUCGUAUCGUCAAGCUCUUCGCCGUUGACCCUGAAGGUCAUAAACGUGAAAUCAUCGGACUUUCGGGUCAAACUCUUCUCAAAGCCCUAACUAAUCACGGGUUAAUCGACCCGGAUUCACAUCGCCUUGAAGAUAUCGACGCGUGUUCCUCUGAGUGUGAGGUGCAUAUUGCUCAGGAAUGGCUUGAGAAGCUUCCAGAAGCUACUUAUGAUGAACAGUAUGUGUUGAAGAAGAAUUCUAGGGCUAGGGUUUUGAACAAGCAUUCAAGGUUGGGUUGUCAGGUUGUGAUUUCACCGGAGCUUCAAGGAAUGGUUGUUGCAAUUCCUGAGGCUAAGCCAUGGGAUAUCCCAUAAAAAGUACAUGCGUAAAGGAUGAGAUGAUAAAAAAGGUGGAAUUGGAAAUAAAAAGCUGAACUUCUUGGUUGGAUUUUGGCAACUUAAUGAUCAACUCAAUCCGAUGACCAGCUUGCAAGAAAGAAUUGUACUGGCACAUCUCAUCACCAUUUAAAGUUUUAAAAAUGGCAACUUGUAAUAUGCUUGCAUAUUUUUUAAUUGAGUUUCCCAGUUGCUUGGGAUCUUGUUCUGGUGCUUAUCUAUUUCAGUAGUGCUGGAUUCUUUUUCUGUUUUUCUGAAUACUUGGAGCAAACACACUCUUUGUUGAAUGGAGGUGAGUGCAAGGGCUUCUUUGGU